This is a messenger RNA of Maylandia zebra (zebra mbuna), 1422 nucleotides long. The record is from RefSeq and is a predicted model, not a curated record. Lineage: Eukaryota; Metazoa; Chordata; Actinopteri; Cichliformes; Cichlidae.
AUGGGCAGGCAGGCAAUAACUGGACGUAGUUCAUCUCCUGUGUGGUUGAUGGUUGGACUGGUUUGUGGAGUCUCUCUCAUUAUUAUUCUCCUGCUCUUGUUGUAUCGCUGCAGACAGUCCAAGUAUUCCUGCUUCACCAGGUCGAUCCAGUCUGAGAGUCACAGUCCGGGCUCCUCCACAAAUCAUGGAGUCAACCAGGAUGAAACUCAUGUGUAUGACUCUCUUCAACAUGGUACUGCUGACCUCUAUGAAUCAGUCACACAAGUGAAAAACAGAAAUGGAUCAGAUGAAUACGAUGACAUCACCUCCUCUCUUAUUGAGUUUAAAGAUCUCAGAACUGAGACUCCUCCUAAGCCCACUGUGACACUGCAGCCAUCUUGGCCUCAGAUAUACAGCGGUGAGACAGUCACAGUCAGAUGUGAGAUUCAGGGAGGUGAAGGAGCUCAGUGGACGUAUGAAUGGAGUCCAGCCAAGUUAAACACACCUCCAACAUCCAAUGAAUACACAAUCAGCAGUGUUAGUGAGUCUGAUGGUGGAGGAUACAGCUGUCGGGCCACAAGAGGCUCUUCCUGGACAGAGUGGAGUGAUGUCAUCACACUGAAUGUAAAACUUCCCACUAAGCCCACUGUGACCCUGCAGCCAUCCUGGACUCAGAUAUACUGCGGUGAGACAGUCACUGUCAGAUCUCCUCCUAAGCCCACUGUGACCCUGCAGCCACCUUGGCCUCAGAUAUACAGCGGUGUGAUAUACAGCGGUGAGACAGUCACUGUCAGAUGUGAGAUUCAGGGAGGUGAAGGAGCUCAGUGGACGUAUGAAUGGAGUCCAGCCAAGUUAAACACACCUCCAACAUCCAGUGAAUACAGAAUCAGCAGAGCUACUGAGUCUGACAGUGGAGAAUACAGCUGCCGGGGUAGACGAGGUUCUUUCUGGACAGUGUGGAGUGACGUCAUUACAUUGACUGUCUUAUAUCCUCCUAAGCCCAUUGUGACCCUGCAGUCAUCCUACACUCAGAUAUAUGGAGGAGAAAUAUACAAAGAUACCUCAGUCACUGUCAGAUGUGAGAUUCAUGGAGGGGAAAGAGCUCAGUGGAUGUAUGAAUGGAGACGAGGCCAGAAAAACAUACGUGGAACAUCCAGUGUAUAUACAAUCAACAGAGUUACUGAGUCUGAUGGUGGAGGAUACAGCUGUCGGGGCAGAAGAAGCUCUUCCUGGACAGAGUGGAGUGACAGCACCUCAUUGAAAGUAAUAGUUCCCACUAAGCCCACUGUGACCCUGCAGCCAUCCUGGACUCAGAUAUACAGCGGUGAGACAGUCACUGUCAGAUGUGAGAUUCAGGAAGUUGAAGGAGCUCAGUGGACGGAGUUGGCAACCCUAGGUGGUGGUGAUGUGUCCGGCUGCCAGCGGGAGAGCUGCAGCCGUUGA